This is a messenger RNA of Hirsutella rhossiliensis, 1668 nucleotides long. Its product is annotated as major facilitator superfamily domain-containing protein. The record is from RefSeq and is a predicted model, not a curated record. Gene Ontology annotation, cellular component: fungal-type vacuole membrane. Lineage: Eukaryota; Fungi; Ascomycota; Sordariomycetes; Hypocreales; Ophiocordycipitaceae. Bases 1 to 1668 code for a protein of 555 amino acids. Gene Ontology annotation, biological process: basic amino acid transport; transmembrane transport. Gene Ontology annotation, molecular function: basic amino acid transmembrane transporter activity. The transcript is spliced from 9 exons.
AUGCCGCCGGCAUCAUCGCCUGCGCCCAGCGUUGCGCCUCAAUGUGCCCCCCAGAGAGCGAGGAGAAAGUACAGGUGGAAGAUGGUGUUCGGCCUGGUCUGGCCUUAUGCACUCCAGGCGCUCGAUGCCACCAUCAUCGCAAGCGCGUUGCCCUGGAUUGCCAGCGACUUUGACAAGGUUUCGCAGCAAAAUUGGAUCGUCUCUGCCUUCAACCUCACCUCGGCUGCCUUCAUCCCUUUCUGGGCCCAGAUGGCCGACAUCUUUGGUCGAUAUGCCGCCAUCGUCGCUGCCGUCUUGCUCAUGCUCGUUGGCAGCACCAUAUGCACUGCUGCGCCGACAAACGUGUAUGGGCUUUUGCUCCUGGGACGCGCAUUCCAGGGCGUGGCUUCCGCGGGACUCAACGUUGUCGUCCGCACCAUCCUCGCCGACCGUGUGACGCUGCAGGAAAACGCAAAGAACUGGGCCAUAUUUGCCCUUGUCGGAGGCGUGUCCUACGCCGUGGGUCCCGUCAUCGGUGGCUACCUUACAAAAGCCAACUGGCGUUGGUGUUUUGCUAUCAACUUACCCCCCGUCCCCGAGCUCGAUGAAACAGCCGAGACGGGGCAAGUUACCAAGAUUGCCGCGCGUCUCAAAACCGUCGAUGUGGGAGGGCAAGCUUUGUUCCUCAUGGGCCUGGGCCUCCUCAUCUUGGCCCUGACGUGGGGCGGCGUGACGUACCCGUGGAAGUCUGCCGCCGUUAUCUCUUCGCUACUCAUCGGGUGCUUGCUCGUGGCAGGUUUCUUCGUCUGGGAGCGGAUGCUUGCCCCGGGUCGGGUCUUGUCCAAGAAGAUGACGCGCCAACGGCCCAUGAUCCCGUGGGCUCUCCUUACCAGCCGUGACAUUGGAUUGAUCUUUUAUACGGAAUGUGCCACAGGCAUAGCGACGUUUGCCGUGCUUUACUUUUGUAAUGUCUAUUUCAUUGCCGUCAAGGGGAACAGCUCGGACAAAGCAGGCCUUCAGAUUCUUUUCUUUACGCCAGGCAUGGGAAUUGGUGUUUAUCUGAGUGCCUUGAUGUGUAAUCGCUGGCCGAGAAUGACAUUCCCUCCGCUCUUCCUCGGCACAAUGAUCGAAGCCAUAGGCAUAGGGGUCCUCACUUGGGCCCUGUUCAAGGAACAAUUGCCGCCCAUCUUUGGCAUGAUGGCAAUGGUUGGUGCUGGCAUGGGUCUCCGAUUCAUGGUGGCUCCGUUGCACGGCAUUGGCAUGUUCAAGGCACAUCGAGCUUCCAUCAUCGGGUUGAUGGCCGUUGCCAUUCCACUUGGAGGGACUAUUGGCUUGACGAUUAUGUCUUCCAUCUUCAAUAACAUUUCAGAACUCGAUGCGAAAGACGGCGACUUCUCAAGGCUGCGGGAUCAGCCGGUUGGCACCAGGGAACAGGCCAUUUACAAGGCCAAGAUGGGUGUCGUGUGGGCUUUCGUUGCCAUUACCCCCUUGAUGGUUAUGUCGUGGAUCUCAUGUUUCUUCCUCGGCAACGUCAAACUCGCCGACGAAGACGGCGACGGCCUAGGUGCUGUCUAUGAGAAAACCCACCUCUGGAGCCGGUGGAAAGAUACCAAGGAUACAGAGGAGGAUCAAAGACUGGAGAGCUCGCACGGCAGAAUUGAGGCCAAGCCAAGGCCCACCGCGGUGUAA